UUGAAAACAAGCCCCAAGAGAGAGAGACUACACAUGUUCCUGCCUGGAGUAGACAGGAGGAAUUGGAUGUCCUGCAGAAGUAUAUCUUUGGGGAGUUCAGCCCUGAUGAGUUUAAACAGUUCUUUGUGACACCUCGAUGCUCUGUUGAGCUUCCUCCGUACAAUGAUACAGUUUCUUGUGGUAUUAAAUCCACAGGUGAGCUUCAUGAUGGGGAGGAGUAUAGGAGAAUUGAAUUUGGUGUUAAUGAAGUUAUUGAGACAGAGUCAUCUGUGCUGAAUAACACUAACUACAGUAUUUCAAGCACUCUGAAUCCUCAGGCUCCAGAAUUUAUUCUUGGCUGUGCACAAACUCAGAAAACCCAUGAUGACAUGCUUAAUGAAACUAACUACAACUCCAUAGACUGCCAGUUCACUGAUCCUGCCCUUGCUUUGGAUAAUGGAUCUAAUGCUGAAAAUGAUAGCUUAUCUGGGGGCCUUGGGCAACGGGAGCGUAAAAAGAAGAAAAAAAGACCACCUGGAUACUACAGUUAUUUGGAAGAUGUCAGUGAUGGCAUUGUUCCUACGGAGGCUCUUGUAAAUGGCCAUGCAAAUUCAUCAGGACUGAAUAGUUUAAGCACAGAAGAUACGGAACUUGCAGGAGACAUACCAUCAUCAGCCACACCAAGGACUUGUAACAGCCCUGAAAAUUCUGUGGACUUCGUUAGUGAAGCUGUGUCUGAUGAUUCUGUUUCUAGUGUAUUAGAGAAUGCCAGGACUGCAGGGCAGCCUGAGGUAUGCAGUGUUACCAAUUCUGAACAAUUUUGCAUCCCUUCAGAGGCUGGCAGAGGUAGCCCUUUAAGGACAGCUGUUGUAGAACCUUAUGAUGGUACUGAUACUACUGAAAAUCUUAGUGUUACUAAUGGACAAACACUUGAAUCCUCUGAGGGCACAGCUGCCAAUGGGGUAGAAUUGCACACUAUGGAAAGCACUGACUCAGACCAAGUUAAGCCCGAGGAUGUUUCACCUACGACUGAGGCAACGGCCCCAGUUUCAGGAUCAGUCCUUGUUAAUCAGCCUGCAAAAUCGUGGGCUAGUCUUUUUCACAAUUCCAAACCCUCUGCUUCCACAUCUGUGGCUUAUGUUGAGACUAAGUGUGCCCCUCCCACCACAUCUGCUCUGGUCCCUGAAAAACAGGUUGAAGUCAAAGAGGGGCCUGUUCCAGUUUCUGAGGAUCCUGUAGCCAUAAAGAUUGCAGAAUUACUGGAGAAUGUAAAAUUAAUACAUAAACCAGUAUCUUUGCAACCACGAGGGCUGAUUAAUAAAGGAAACUGGUGCUAUAUCAACGCUACACUGCAGGCUUUGGUUGCUUGUCCUCCGAUGUAUCACCUAAUGAAGUCAAUUCCAGUGUAUUCAAAAUCACAGCGACCAUGCACCUCAACACCAAUGAUAGACAGUUUUGUUCGUCUAAUGAACGAGUUCACUAAUAUGCCAGUGCCACCUAAAGCAAAACAAGCUUUAGGUGAUAAAAUGGUGAGAGACAUCCGACCUGGAGCUGCCUUUGAACCAACGUACAUCUAUAGGCUGUUGACAGUUAUCAAGUCAAGCCUGUCAGAAAAGGGCAGACAAGAAGAUGCUGAAGAAUACCUGGGAUUUAUCCUGAAUGGACUACAUGAGGAAAUGCUGACCCUAAAGAAACUUCUUUGCCCACACAAUGAAAAAAUCUCUGUUUCCAAUGGUCCUGAGACACAAUCUGUAAACGAAGAGGAGGAUCAGGAUGAACAAGGAGAAGGGAGUGAGGACGAAUGGGAACAAGUAGGGCCCCGCAACAAAUCAUCAGUUACGCGACAGGCUGACUUUGUUCAGACGCCUAUUACUGAUAUUUUUGGUGGUCACAUAAGGUAUGGUACAGUAGAGAUCAGUCGAAGGGUGACCCUAGAAGAACUCCCUCCUGUUCUUGUAUUACACCUCAAAAGAUUUGUGUAUGAGAAAACUGGUGGAUGUCAGAAGCUUAUCAAGAAUAUUGAGUAUCCCGUUGACCUGGAAAUUAGUAAAGAGUUACUAUCUCCAGGUGUGAAAAGCAAGAUUUUUAAAGGCCAAAGAACCUACCGGCUCUUUGCAGUUGUCUAUCAUCAUGGAAAUAGUGCGACUGGUGGCCACUACACUACAGAUGUCUUCCAAAUUGGUCUUAAUGGCUGGUUACGCAUUGAUGACCAGGCUGUCAAAGUGAUAAAUCAGUAUCAGGUGGUGAAGCCGUCUGCUGAACGCACAGCCUACCUCCUGUACUAUCGCCGAGUUGACCUGCUGUGAAACUUCCCUCUUUAUGCUGUGUGUGCAAGAUACCUGCUUUGUAGAAUGCCAACUAUCACUAACUUUUUUCCUCCUUUAAAUGCUCUUUUGAGUGAAUCCUUUUUUUCCCUUGCAACUAUGGGAUAGAGUGAAAAAGGAAACUACCUUGGGGGUCGUGCACAACAUAGUUUGUGUGUUGACUUUUGACUUUUCAGAAUGAAGUCAUUUAGCUGAAAGACAGUCUCACGAAUCACAAAAAGAUAAAAAUGAGUUAAUGCUGAAUCCUAAGAUGAUAAAGGGGGUUUGCAUUUGAUUCCCACUUUCUAAUUGCAUAGUAAAAGAAAACCCUGCACCAGCAACAAAACUUGUAGAUUUCUGUGAAAAUAAGUUUUAUCUUUACUUAAAUAAAAAAAAUUAAAAAAAAAAACCCACUCUUUGCUCCCCCUGCAGUUUUUGAUAAAUGGCAAAACAUGAGCCAAUGUGUAUCAGGAGACAAUGGUUCUAUGUGCUUUAAAACAAUGUACAAAAGUACAAAAUGCAGAGUUGCUGGUUCCUAAUAGGAAAACAACACAUUUUAAUAAUUGUGCGAUGAGAAACUGCUUAAGUACACAUUGCAGAUCAAAUAUUUGGAGUUAAAAUGUUAGUCUAUAUAGAUGGGUGAUUGUAACUUUAUUGCUAUUAAGAGAUUUCAAACUGCAUUUAUGCUUCUGUGUACAUGAGAUUUUAAAAAAUGGGCAAAAUAAUGAAGAUUGAUAUUUCUUUAAGUCUGCUUUGUUUAAUUUUGCUGUCUGCUCUCCUAUAAUGUUGAGUUCCUAAUUGUACACAGUUUAGUGAUAUCUAGGAGUAUAAAGUUGUCGCCCAUCAAUAAAAGUCACAAAGUUGGUUUAAA
This is a messenger RNA of Pelodiscus sinensis (Chinese soft-shelled turtle), 3153 nucleotides long. NCBI's taxonomy places the organism in Eukaryota, Metazoa, Chordata, Testudines, Trionychidae. The record is from RefSeq and is a predicted model, not a curated record.